UUUGAGCAAGGUGACGUCAUAAGUCAUUACUGUUGUUGUUCUUGUUGCAGUUGCGGAAGGAAAUUUUGUCAGUGUCACGACUGGUUUGAUUGCAGCAAAUCGCACCCUCAGACGGAGGAAGAUAUGUUCAGUAAGUGAAAAAGAAUACAGAUAGAUUGAGAGAUGUCCAAGCAGAUUUUCAGUAACUGUCUAGUGUGUCUAGUGUUGGAUUACUCAUUUUCAUUCAAGUUAAAGAAGAUUCUACGGGCACAGAUAACAGACAAUGAUGGAAUCAUUUCCUAUAUCGUUACAAAAAAGGUUACACAUAUGGUGGUAUCAGCCAAAGAGGACAGUGAGCCAUCAUACAAAAUAAAAACUGCCUUGAAAUAUGGGAUACCUGUUGUUUCAACUGACUUUGUAACUGCUUGCAUUGAAAAAGGAAAGUUGCUUCAUCCAGAUGACUUCAUUUUGUUUGGUACAAAACCAGCCAACAAUUUUAGCAGUGGGAAAGUCACAUCUACAGGAAAGUCUGAAGCAAAGGAACUAAAAUAUUCCAAAAUAGUCACAAAUGUCAAUCACAAGCAAUACCAGACCUGGUCAAAGGAAAGCGGCAAGUGUCCAUCUUUUCCAACACAUGGCUAUGAAAUAGCUAAUUUUGGACUUUUCGAGUCAUUUCUAACGGACAAUGCACAAUGUAUAGAGGUUCUUGAGUUGCAUGUCAAUUCCACUGAUGUUCAAACCUACGAUAAGAAGUUUCAGAUAUCAUAUCAAAGGACAGUUUUCCCAAAGAUAAGGUAAAUGUUUCAAACACCAUAAUUGUUUUGGGUAUAAUAACUUUAUGCUUCAGACAGGUCAAGAGCAACAUUUGUUGUAUCUUGUUCACACAACAUUUUCCAAGCUUUUUUUCAAAUAUAAGCCACAUGAUCUAUUCAU
Rhopilema esculentum is the source of this 912-nucleotide messenger RNA. The record is from RefSeq and is a predicted model, not a curated record. Lineage: Eukaryota; Metazoa; Cnidaria; Scyphozoa; Rhizostomeae; Rhizostomatidae.